Molecule: messenger RNA, 2363 nt
Organism: Zootermopsis nevadensis
Lineage: Eukaryota; Metazoa; Arthropoda; Insecta; Blattodea; Termopsidae
Product: 5-taurinomethyluridine-[tRNA] synthase subunit MTO1, mitochondrial
Biological process (GO): tRNA methylation; tRNA wobble uridine modification
Cellular component (GO): cytosol
Molecular function (GO): flavin adenine dinucleotide binding
Source: RefSeq, a predicted model, not a curated record
UGUUUACUACCUUCUCUGACUUUUCUUCUUGUGUGAUGUAUGAAAUGUCAAUUAUAUAUUUCUGAAUUUACUGAAAACUGAAUUUUACAUAAAUAAGUUUGAAUAAAUGUAUAUUCAAUAAAACUCUUAUUCAUAUGAACAUUCAAGUGAAUUCCUAAAUAGUAUAAUUUCCAGUUUAUAAAAGUGCUUGGAAUAAAGCAAGAAAACAACUUUGCAACUUUAAGAAUGUCACUUGCUGCAAUAUCUUGGAACUGUUGGAAGUCAUUUCCACGCGUCCCCAUCAGGCGAGAUUUCUUACAUCUGAACUCUAAACCUGAACACAAAUUUGAUGUGAUUGUUGUUGGUGGCGGUCAUGCAGGAACAGAAGCCUGUAGUGCUGCAGCCCGAAUGGGUUGUCAUACUCUGCUCAUAACUCACAAGAAAGAAACAGUAGGUGAAAUGUCAUGUAAUCCUUCAUUUGGUGGUAUAGGAAAAGGCCAGCUCAUGAGAGAAGUGGAUGCACUUGAUGGAAUAUGUGGCCGAAUGUGUGACUUAUCAGGAAUUCAGUAUAAGGUUCUAAACAAGAGAAAAGGACCAGCUGUUUGGGGACCACGUGCACAGAUUGACAGACUUUUGUAUAAGCAACAUGUACAGCAGGAGUUAUUCAGAAAUACUCAAAACUUGGAAGUGAUGGUUGCAUCUGUAGAGGAUCUGAUUGUGGAGGAGGCAAUGUGUGUUCAGAGUGACCAGACUAUCAGGCAGUGCAGUGGGGUUGUGUUAAGUGAUGGUACCAAAGUUGGUGGUAAAACUGUCAUACUUACUACAGGGACAUUUCUGAAGGGUCAAAUAAAUAUUGGUUUAGAUGUUCGACCUGCUGGACGGAUAGGGGAUGCCCCAGCCAUUGGAUUAGCUAACACGUUAGAAAGCUUGAACUUCCGAAUGGGACGACUCAAGACAGGUACACCACCUCGGCUAGAUGGUCGCAACAUUGACUACAGUGUCUGUGUCGUCCAAGAAGGUGAUGAUCCACCCAUUCCAUUUUCAUUCAUGAAUGAUGAAGUCUGGAUUAAGGCAGAAGAUCAGCUGAAGUGUCACCUCACAUUUUCAAAUUCAUCUGUUCGGAAACUCAUCUUAGAUAAUCUUCAUCUGAACAGACAUGUUACAGAAGGGAUUACAGGUCCCAGGUACUGCCCAUCCAUUGAGUCUAAAGCACUGAGGUUUGGAGAUAAGGAUCAUCAGAUCUGGUUAGAACCAGAAGGCUUUACAAGUGAUGUAGUUUAUCCCAAUGGCCUGUCAUGUACUCUUCCAGAGGAAUUACAAGUUGAAAUGAUCAGACAGAUUAAAGGUUUAGAGAACACUACAGUUCUUAGGCCAGGUUAUGGAGUGGAAUAUGAUUACGUGGAUCCACGGGAACUGAAUCCCACGUUGGAGACACAGCGAAUCGGCUGCCUGUUCUUUGCAGGGCAAAUCAAUGGCACUACAGGAUAUGAAGAGGCAGCAGCUCAAGGGAUUGUAGCUGGAAUUAAUGCUGCUGCAAAGGUACAAGGCAAACCAGAAUUUCAUAUUGGACGAACAGAAGGCUACAUAGGCGUUCUUAUCGAUGAUCUGACCACGCAAGGAACAAAUGAACCAUACAGAAUGUUUACAAGUAGAGCAGAAUUUAGGCUUUUUCUGAGACCCGAUAAUGCAGAUCUUCGACUCACUGGUAAAGGUUUUGAAAUAGGCUGUGUAUCUUCAGAGAGAUACCAUAAGAUGUGCAAAAUGGAAAGGAAUAUUGCAGAUGGAAUUCAACUCCUGAAAUCUAUUGUUAAACCUGCGACACACUGGAGAGAGUUGCUGCGCAUGCCUACGUCAAAAGCGACACUAUUAAAAAGUGCAUUUGAAAUGCUGACAAUCAACCACGAUGAAAUUACGGUGGAAAAACUGACUGAGGCACUUCCUGAUGUAUUCACUGAGCUGGCAGAUGACAGAAAUCUGAACCAUCGCUUGAAAGUUGAGGCACUGUAUGAGGCAGCAUUAGUUGAGCAGCAGGAAGAGAUGACAGAAGUGAAGCGAGACGAGGCUCUCAGAAUACCGAGCCACAUCGACUACACAGUGAAAUCCUUGUGUUUGUCUUUUGAAGAACAAGAGAAACUCGCAGCUGUUCGUCCACAAACAAUAGCAGCUGCAAGUCGUAUUCCAGGUGUGACACCCUCGACUCUGCUGAGACUGCUGCGGCAUGUCAAGUACCAGCAAGUUCGAGAAACAGCGGUGUAGUCAGUUUUGCACUUGAACUAAUUUAUGCAAAUGGCAACACUACAUGUUAAUAUAAAAUAAUAAGCCAUGAUGUUCAAAGACAAAAAAAUGAAUUUGGUUAAUAAACAAUGAUAAGUACUGUUAUCAUA